AUGGUGUUCACUUGGGGCCACAAGCGGCAAAGUUUGGGAGUCAAGAGCUCACAAGCUGGAAACGAUGACUACUUGUCAAGCGAUGCCUCGUUGAAAGCGGCCCAAGCCAUCUUUAGGAAAAAUGAGAUAUCCAAAUCGCAAACAGCAAACGAUGUAGUCACUGCAACUCGUUCCACCCCGCAAGUACGCCGCAGAAUUGUAGUCCCGUCGUCCAACGGGUCCCACAAAAAGCAACCGUCCAUCCAGAGGCCAAGAACAGCUGUCAAGUCGCCUCCGCUAGCUACGUCUUCGAAUUCUCCAAAACCUCGAGCGACAGCGGCUGCGGUGGCUGCCGCUAAGGCUCAAAUGAGCAAUCUAACGGUCGAGCCGCGAGUCAAAUCGAAACCCAGUAAAUUUGGUCAAUUGUGGAAGUCGUCCUCGAAAAACUCAAAGCAUAACAUUACCAUGUCUCCCGCAUCAACAACAGGAACAUCCGUUCCGGACCAGACCCUAAAUAGUUUGAAUGCUACCAAGAAAGAUCAAGGUGAUGAUGACUUCGUAGACAUCAUCGCAAAACUACAGGCCACAAGGGACAACAAUCUGUCAAGUAGAACAGGAAGACCGGACAAGUCAGACUGCAGUUCACAACGGAACAAUCUAUCCACAGGCAGCACUUCUUCUCUUAAUACAAGCUGCGAAGAUCUCGCGCGACUUCACCAACAAAUGCAUAGCAAUGGACCUCCGCUUUUGUCCCGACAAGAUCCACAAAGCGGGAGUCGAGUAAAUGGGUUCAACUCCAGCGAUAACCUAUCUCCAAACACACCAUCAGAAAAUCCGGCUUAUCUUUGUCCCAAAGCAAACUCCAGCAGGACGAUUACCAUAAGGCGUCCGACAUCCAGAAACCAAACCAGAGAGGAUAUCAGCGACAGCCUUUCAGUUUCAUCUGCACAAUCCUCUUCCUAUUCUGGUAUGCCAACAGCGGCUGGCGAGGCACCAAGCGACCAGAAUCUAUCCGAAUUCAGCAUUUCUCCACGGGCAGGUCCCUACCGGCAAGAACUGGCACGUUCAUCGAUUGACCAGACCAGUUUGAAUGCAGAUCUGUACUCCGAUCGCACAUCUGUAGACGGGUGGGGAAAGGGCACACAUAACACCAAGUAUCAUGGGACUUUGCCGGAUCUAAUACCGAACCACACCCGUGAUAAAAAGAAGGGACGAUUAAGCUCCAUAUUUGGCCGCAAGCUUAAGACAUCGGAUGCUCAGAAUAUUGGUAACAAUGUUGAUCCUUCUUCAAACAAGAACAAUCAGCCCACACGUCUGAAGACUACGAUGAGAACGACAAGUCGCGAUGACGAGGAACACAACUCGGAGGAACUCAGCAGCGAGUACGAUAGCAGUUCCGAAAAUGAGGAUCCUGCUACGACGACCAAGAAGAAAAAACCCAAGAAACGCAGAGUGCGGAUUCGGAAACAUAUUCAAAAGGCAUCGGGUCACAACCAUUCACACAAACAUUCUUUCAAUGAGGACAAGCCUUGGAAAAGCCAUAUUGACAUUGGGUUUGUCACACAAGCCGAGCGGAAACGCUACGAGGGAAUCUGGCUAACAAACCGCAACUGCUACUUGGAGCUUUUACCAUGGUGGGACGAGCCCGGGGCCGAAGCUGUCCAGGCCGUCGUAGACGAUGAAGGUUUGAUAUUGAACUUGGUGGUUCUGGCUAUAUGGAGCAGAAGUAACCUGCCACAGGACAAGCUGGCUGCAAUAUAUGAUAUGGUUGACACACGAGUCGAUGGGACCUUAGACAGAAAAUCUUUUUUGGUCGGCAUGUGGCUUGUCGACCAAAGUCUGUAUGGCCGAAAACUGCCGGCCAGAAUUUUACCUCGGGUAUGGGAAAGUGUUGAUAGAUACGUGAUAAAUGUGCCCAACGAGGCCCAAUUGGGAUUAAACCACGAAAGCAAGCAGAAGCAAAUGAAACAGGAGCUCAAGCAGCUAAAAAAGGAUGUCAAGCGUGCCCAGACAUGA
This is a messenger RNA of Lachancea lanzarotensis, 1995 nucleotides long. Its product is annotated as LALA0S10e03950g1_1. Gene Ontology annotation, molecular function: protein binding. The transcript has a single exon. The record is from RefSeq and is a predicted model, not a curated record. Bases 1 to 1995 code for a protein of 664 amino acids. NCBI's taxonomy places the organism in Eukaryota, Fungi, Ascomycota, Saccharomycetes, Saccharomycetales, Saccharomycetaceae.